Molecule: messenger RNA, 6559 nt
Organism: Petromyzon marinus (sea lamprey)
Lineage: Eukaryota; Metazoa; Chordata; Hyperoartia; Petromyzontiformes; Petromyzontidae
Product: nascent polypeptide-associated complex subunit alpha-like
Cellular component (GO): nascent polypeptide-associated complex
Source: RefSeq, a predicted model, not a curated record
UGGCGCGAUCCUCCCGACUAUAGACGCAAUCCGUCGCCAUCCGAUCCCAUCGCCGCCCGUCACGGUCUCGGCGGUGGUUGUGACUCGGCGCGGUUCACCGAAGCGCCCCGCAGGGCCGGCACGUUCGGUCAUGGCGGAUUCCGCGGCGGUGCUGGGGACGGUCGUGCAGGAAAUGCCUGGCGAAACGACAGAAUCUGCACUUGCUGCAGAGCAGCAGCCGCAGCAAACUAAGCAAAUGCAAGAAGUUCAGGUUGAAUCGGCCAAUACUACUGGCUUAGAAAGCCCCCUUUCUAGUUUAGUUGCAGGCACGCAACCCCCUUCAUCAUCCAGUGUCCCUCAAUCCCCCCCAUCUAUCCUCGCCCUUUCUGAUGCCGACCAUUUUGUUCCCGUGGCCCUGCUUAGGCACAAUUCAGACUCGCCCGACACUGUCGUGGGCGACAUUGCAUGCGAAUGUUCAUUUGUUGAGUCUUUAGAUCGGCGUGACCCUCUCACAGCUCACGCUUCUCGAGCACCGGGUGAAAUUAAACGUGUUGAAUCACUUGAUGGCAACUGUCCAAGUUUAACACCAACUCGCACGACUGCAUCACAAAAAGUUCCAUUCUACCAGGAGGGUUGUGUUCAUGCAGUGGGUUUAGAGGAAGGUUGCGCACCUCAUUUCUGCCAGGAACAUCAUCACAUCUCAUGUUGUUCUGAAGAAUGCCCCAUGCAGCAUGAAGAAACUUCAGACUUUGCCGCCAUGGAACGUGAAGAAUACGAUGUAAAUGAAUCUGCAUCAUCAGAAUCUUGUAAUUCGUACUGUUUAGGCGACGAGGCUGAUGUUCACAGUGCUGCAUUCCAAGAGAUUCCUUUUGAUUAUAUACAGUCAGAGUUGGAAACUCCUGUGGCUUCAGAUAUAGAAUUUUCCCAGGUAAGUGAUGGAGAAAAGGAUGCAUUUUUCAGCAUUGCUUCUUCGUUUUCCAUAAGGUCUGAAGACAGUGAUACAGAGCAACAUGCUAUAUCCUUUGCAGAGAUGAAGUUUGACGUUUGCGAUUUUGAAAAUGAGCUUUACUUCACUGCACCUUCAUCGCCAAUAAUGUCACCAAGACACCGGUCAAAGAGGCCAUUGAAGGCUAUAAAGAGAGCAUUUGGAUCUCGACAGUCGUCCAGCUCUGAAGCUUUGUUCAAUGCUGAAGAUAGAAGUGGAGCGCAAACUCCAGAUUUAGUUGUACGCAAAGCAAAACGUCAGUAUGUGACUAGCCAUCAGCCAUUCGAUUAUGAUUGUAACUGUUGUGACAUAACAACUGCUUCAAGAAGCACCCAGCUUUCAUGUAAAAAAGAUCCCGGAAUGCCUUUGGUACAGCGUUUUGCUGUAGAUCAACAUGAGGGUGCAGGUACCCUGCCUUGCACUUCUGUUUGUGAUAAAUGUGAAAUUUUCAGUGGUAGUAAAAUGCAGAUAAUUCAUUCAUGUAAUGCUUAUUUCAUGCCUGAGGCAACUGCAAUAAAUACCAUGCAUGUUCAAGCUGGCCAUGUUAAUGUUGAUGCUGCUAGUAACGCUGUAUAUCAUUGUGUGCCAUCAAGCAACACCGACUGUUCUGUUGACUCCUCUGCAGUCUUUUUGGAUAGACCUUUAGUAAAUCGCUCGGACAAGACGUCUUUGGAAGACGAAUCCGACUUUACCUGCACUUUUUCCCAUCUUGACAAGCCUGCAUAUUCUGUGACUGUUGGAGCUGAUGAAAAUGAUGAAAUAUUGUUAUCGGAAGAUCAUUCAUUUGAAGAAAAAGAGAGUCUCGAUUUUCCUUCCGACUCUGAAGCUGAAAUGCAAGAAUGUUGCAUCUCUAGUCAUUUAACCGACCAUAUGUAUUGUUCCACAGGAGAAGACAUUGCAAUUGGGGAAAAAUAUGAGGCCAAAAAUAUUUUAAGUUCUGCAGACACUUGUUUGCCAGAGAGUUUGGUAGAUGCUUUAGCCAGCGAAGCAUCUUUAAACCAAGUUGUUCAAUCAGGUGUUCUUGUGUCUGAUGCAAUUGAAUCUGAUCAUCGAAUCUCCAACGUCUUUAACAAUGAUCACACAUGUUUGUAUGAAGUGAUUUCUCCAAAACCACGUUUGUCUUUGUCGCUUGAGGAAUUGCCAUUUGAUGACAAAAGUAUGGAUGCUGAGGUUGACAUAUUGGAUAACAUAGAAUAUAAUCAGGAAAUAUCAGGAAAUGAAGUUCCUCUAGCCAUUGAAGACAACUUUGCAGAAUGUGAUUUUCAGUCAUGUAAUGUAGCAAAAAAGAACGUAUGCAACACAGAUGACAGCAUCUUAGAUUGCUCUGAAUUUCUUGUAAAGGCUGUAGUGGAUGAUAUUAAAAAUAACAACGUGGCAGACCAAGUCCAUCCAACUACAGACCCAUGGCAUUACUCACCGUCUGUGAACAAUUUAAUGACCACGCCUCCGGCAGAAAUCUAUGAAACUGUAACCUUUGAUAAAAAUCAAUCAUCACUUACAAAUGCUGUGCUAAGGGAUGCAAGAUGUUCACAAGAAGAGAAGAAGAAUAACAAUGAUGUGUGCAAUAUUAAAAUGUUUAUCAAAAGUGAAAUACUUGAAUGUUCAGCUGUGCAUGGGCUGUCUGAAGAAUUAAAAAAUCCUGGUUAUCCAUCAUUACAAACAGUGAUAAGUGGGAAGGAACAACCUGAAACAUGCAGUGCUGUUGAUGCUAAACUUGGGCAGGUGCUUUUGGAGCUUAAGCCUGAUGCACUUAGUAAAACUACUGCAGAGACUGCUACCAUAUCAAAUAGCACUAUGCAAAAUGAAAGCUUUCACCAAGAUAACAUUUUACUUGAGCAUGAUGAUACAUGCCUAACUUUGUCGAAUUCAGAUCUUGAAAUUGACACUGUUCAGAAAAAGGAUCUGGAAAAUACGCAUUUGGAAUCUGAUUGUUCAUUUGGAGGCCACAUUGGGAUGGUGUGCCCGUUAUUGCCCGUGUCCAAAAUAAAUGCAGCAACCGAAGAACGAAAUUCAUCGCAUGAGCAGGCACCAGUUGCCCUUGUCCUCUCCACCCCGUGUAGGGAUCAAACACAAAGGGCCGUGGAGAGCACAACUGUAGAAAGUGGGUCUGCUUUUAGCUUUAGUAAAGCUGAUCAUGUUAAGCAAGCUUCUUUUCCUAUUCUUGACCCUGUUGCCUUCCCUGAACCCACAAUGCUGACCAAGCCAAUUGUGGCUGAGGAUACUUCUGAGACAGGAUUCUCCAAAUCAGUGGGAGGUUUCCCCACGCAUUCCUCGUCCACUCUUGAGCGUGUCUGUCCAAAGGCUAAUACAGCUGCUACUCUGCCAGAUCCUCUGCAGGCUUGCCCUUCCCCUUCUCAAGAAUCCUUUCCUGUGUCAAUUGCAGCAAUUUCAUCUGCUGCUGUCAAUGAGCCUUCUCUUACUUCUCAGUCUUAUUUAGAUAUGAUUCAGCCUCCUGUUUCUCAAUCUGCAGCUAAUGUACCUAACCCAGACGCCAGUCCUCAGUCACUUGCCCCUGAUUUUACAGAUACCAAAUUUAAAGGAAUUGCUGCACAGCAUCAGCCAAUACUGGCUGCUCCAGAAGCCAACACUAAAUCAGCAGCAGCGUAUUCUGCCCUUGAGUCACCCGUUACAUCUGCUGUUUCUGUUGAGGUCAAUCAGAUACCUAUUCCCCAGCCCAAACUAGAAACUCCUAACGCCCUAUCUAAAACUGGUGAUGUUAAACAGGCCCCUGAAGCUCAGGCUAAAGCAUGGGUUCUGGCGAAACCAGCAUCCCCCGAGGCUAAACCAGCUGCCACCGAGACUAAAACAGCUUCCCCCGAGGUCCAGGCUAAGCCAGCUUCCCCCGAGGUCCAGGCUAAGCCAACUACCCCUGAGGUGCAGGCUAAGCCAGCUUCCCUCGAGGUCCAGGCUAAGCCAGCUACCCCUGAGGUCCAGGCUAAGCCAGCUUCCCUCGAGGUCCAGGCUAAGCCAGCUUCUCUCGAGGUCCAGGCUAAGCCAGCUUCCCCUGAGGUCCAGGCUAAGCCAGCUUCCCUUGAGGUGCAGGCUAAGCCAGCUUCCCCUGAGGUGCAGGCUAAGCCAGCUACCCAUGAGGUGCAGGCUAAGCCAGCUUCCCCUGAGGUACAAGCUAAGCCAGCUUCCCCUGAGGUCCAGGCUAAGCCAGCUACCCCUGAGGUCCAGGCUAAGCCAGCUACCCCUGAGGUGCAGGCUAAGCCAGCUUCCCCUGAGGUCCAGGCUAAGCCAGCUUCCCCCGAGGUCCAGGCUAAGCCAGCUACCCCCGAGGUCCAGGCUAAGCCAGCUUCCCCCGAGGUCCAGGCUAAGGCAGCUUCCCCUGAGGUCCAGGCUAAGCCAGCUUCCCCCGAGGUCAAGACUAAACCAGCUUCCCCCGAGGUCCAGGCUAAGCCAGCUUCCCCCGAGGUCAAGACUAAACCAGCUGCCCCCGAGGUCCAGGCUACACUAGCUGCCCCCGAGGUCCAGGCUACACCAGCUGCCCCCGAGGUCCAGGCUAAACCAGCUUCCCCCGAGGUCCAGGCUAAACCAGCUUCCCCCGAGGUCCAGUCUAAACCAGCUGCCUCCGAGGUCCAGGCUAAACCAGCUUCCCCCGAGGUCCAGGCUAAGCCAGCUGCCCCUGAGGUCCAGGCUAAACCAGCUGCCCCCGAGGUCCAGGCUAAACCCGCCGCCCCCGAGGUUCAGGCUAAACCAGCUUCCCCCGAGGUCCAGGCUACACCAGCUGCCCCUGAGGUCCAGGCUAAACCAGCUUCCCCCGAGGUCCAGGCUAAACCAGCUGCCCCCGAGGUCCAGGCUAAACCAGCUGCCCCUGAGGUCCAGGCUAAGCCAGCUGCCCCUGAGGUCCAGGCUAAACCAGCUUCCCCCGAGGUCCAGGCUACACCAGCUGCCCCUGAGGUCCAGGCUAAACCAGCUUCCCCCGAGGUCCAGGCUACACCAGCUGCCCCUGAGGUCCAGGCUAAACCAGCUUCCCCCGAGGUCCAGGCUAAACCAGCUGCCCCCGAGGUCCAGGCUAAACCAGCUGCCCCUGAGGUCCAGGCUAAACCAGCUGCCCCCGAGGUCCAGGCUAAACCAGCUGCCCCCGAGGUCCAGGCUAAACCCGCUGCCCCCGAGGUCCAGGCUAAACCAGCUGCCCCCGAGGUCCAGGCUAAACUAGCUUCCCCUGAGGUUCAGGGUAAACCAGCUGCCCCUGAGGUUCAGGCUAAACCAGCUGCCCCCAAGGUUCAGGCCAAACCAGCUGCCCCGGAAGUUCAGGCCAAACCAGCUGCCCCCGAGGUUCAGGCUAAAGCAGCUGAUAAUGAGGCUAAAUCCACUCAAGAAUUGGUCGAGGCUAAACCAACUGACCCAAAAGCCCAGGUUAAAUCAACUGCUCUCAAGGCCCAAGCUAAAUUAGCCCCUGAGGUUCACGAAAAAUCAGCUGUUCAUGAGUUAGCUGCCCCAGUUGCCCAGUCUAUACAAUCUGCACAUGAACCACUUCCACCAGUUGAACCGCAACAAAAAGCAGCUGUUAAAGUCCAGUCUAAGAAAAUUGACUCGGAGACUCAGUCUAAGAAAGACCAACCUAAGCCUCCUGCUCAAAAUGCUAAACUUAAGGCAUCCCCAUCCGAAGCCAAGUCUAAGCCUGACCCGAGUCUGGCUACACCUGAGCUCCAUGCUAAAGGCACCAAAACUAAAGCUGAGGCCAAAGUACAAGUUCCAAAGUCUCCUAAAGGAAAACCUGAAAAACCAUCAGCCACCAACCUUUCCUCUCCUGCUGCCCCUGUGGUACCUUCAAUCAUUGAAGAUGAACUGCCCCCCCUCAUUCCAUUCAAGGACAACGGCCCAGACCAUACAAUAUUAGAAACCCCUGUAGUUCUGGAUGGUGGGCCCACCCUGAAGCCAGCUGUAGUGAAGCAACCCGUCAUUAUCAAAGACAAGGGCUCUGGGACAGACUCGGACAGCGAUGACUCCAUUCCUGAACUGGAAGAAAGAACAGACAAAACCCUGCAGUCAGAGUCGCAGCAGGCUCAGCUUGCAGCUGCUGCAGAGCUCAAUGAAGAGAUGGUCAGCAAGGCCAAGCAGAGCCGCAGCGAGAAGAAAGCUCGCAAGGCCAUGUCCAAGCUGGGACUGCGGCAGGUUGCGGGAGUGACCCGCGUCACCAUCCGAAAGUCCAAGAACAUCCUCUUUGUCAUCACCAAGCCCGAUGUCUUCAAGAGCCCGGCUUCGGACACGUACAUUGUCUUCGGAGAGGCCAAGAUUGAAGACUUGUCCCAGCAGGCGCAGAUGGCAGCUGCUGAGAAGUUCAAGGUGCCAGGGGAGGCAGCACCAGGUGUGCAGGAGAGGGUGCAGCCAGCACCAGUGCAGGAAGAGAGUGAAGAGGAAGAUGAGGUUGACGAGGGAGGGGUGGAGGCCAAGGACAUCGAGCUUGUGAUGUCCCAGGCCAAUGUGUCUCGCUCCAAGGCUGUGCGCGCGCUCAAAAACAACAGCAACGACAUAGUCAAUGCCAUCAUGGAGCUGACAAUGUAGCUGCUGCCAAGACAACAGUAGAGUAAUGCCAGGAAAGGUUUGGCGCCGUUUGCAUUGAGCUGUAUCUAAAUAAAAUUAUCACAUUUA